Diospyros lotus (date-plum) is the source of this 2207-nucleotide messenger RNA. Its product is annotated as GDP-L-galactose phosphorylase 1-like. The record is from RefSeq and is a predicted model, not a curated record. Gene Ontology annotation, biological process: glucose metabolic process. Gene Ontology annotation, molecular function: GDP-D-glucose phosphorylase activity. Lineage: Eukaryota; Viridiplantae; Streptophyta; Magnoliopsida; Ericales; Ebenaceae. Gene Ontology annotation, cellular component: cytoplasm. The transcript is spliced from 5 exons. Bases 517 to 1863 code for a protein of 448 amino acids.
GUUUCUCCACUUUGCCGUGAAAUCUUGAAAAGUUGGAGAGAGAGAGAGAGGCAUCCCCAUAUUUAGACAAACUAGCGUUAAACCUAAGCCCUCCAAAUCGCACCGAAUCUAAGCCCCAACUUGUCUCUCUCUCAAUCGAAGAGCGAUCCAUCCAUCGAUCGAGCAACGGAAGGAAGACGAACCGCUGGCUCCCCUUGUCGAUUUCGGUAACGCCUUUACGUUAUCUCAUCACGGCUUUGCUUGGACUUAAAUCCCCCCGGUGGAUCAUCCACCGCCAUUCUGUUCUUCGCGGCGUUGAGAAGCACCGGACCCCUUCCCCUCACGGCGGCAGAGGCGCUCUCCCCUCCGAAGGCGGCUCCCCCUCCGAUCUCCUCUUCCUCGCCGGCGGUGGCCGCCUCCUCCGCCUUUUUCUGCUCGUCUCUGUUAAUUAAUUUGCAUUCUUAGUAGACUAGAUAGGUAUAUACCUGCAUUGAUAGAUACCUGGAGAUAUUGGUUGGUUCUUCGCAAGGAAAGAAGAUGUUGACCAUAAAAAGGGUCCCGACGGUUGUUUCCAACUACCAGGACGAGGAUCACUCUGAAGAUGACCUGGUCGUCGAUUCUCAGACCAGAGCCCUCGGUUGUGGCCGCAAUUGCGUCGGCAAGUGUUGUUUACCUGGUUCUAAGCUUCCUCUGUAUGCAUUCAGGAAAGACAAAGAUGGGGCAAUUGGUAACUGUAAUCAUAGUUUCUCUCGUGAAGGAUGUCCAACAGCUUUCCUGAACAAUUUGUUACUGGGGCAGUGGGAGGAAAGAAUGACCCAAGGAUUAUUUCGUUAUGAUGUGACCACCUGUGAGACAAAAAUUAUUCCUGGGAAGUAUGGUUUUAUUGCACAACUUAAUGAGGGUCGCCACCUGAAAAAGAGGCCCACUGAGUUUCGUGUUGAUCAGGUUCUUCAACCUUUUGAUGAGAGCAAGUUCAACUUCACCAAAGUUGGCCAGGAAGAAGUACUUUUCAGAUUUGAACAGAGCAAUGACAACAAUUCCCAUUUCUUUCCCAACGCGCUAAUCAGUGCUGAUUCAAACUCACCAAAUAUCAUUGCUAUUAAUGUGAGCCCUAUUGAGUAUGGACAUGUGCUUUUGAUUCCCCGUGUUCUUGACUGCCUCCCACAAAAGAUUGACAAUGAAAGCUUCUUGCUUGCCUUACAUUUGGCUAGAGAAGCUGCAGAACCGGCCUUCAGAUUGGGUUACAACAGUUUGGGUGCCUUUGCAACCAUUAAUCAUCUUCAUUUUCAGGCAUAUUACUUAGCUGUACCCUUUCCAGUUGAAAAGGCCCCUACUGAAAAGUUAAUGACUGGCAAGAAGCUGUCAGAUAGUGGAGUGACAGUUUCACAAUUGUUGAAUUAUCCUGUGCUCGGUCUUGUGCUCGAGGGUGGAAUUAAGCUGACUGACUUGGCCAAUGCAGCUGCUAAUUCCUGCAUUCAUCUUGAAAAGAAUAACAUUCCUUUUAAUAUUCUGAUUGCUGACUGUGGGAAAAAGAUCUUCCUGUUCCCUCAGUGUUAUGCAAAGAAACAAGCAUGUGGAGAAGUAAGUGAGGAACUUCUGGACACACAAGUGAAUCCUGCUGUAUGGGAAAUCAGCGGUCAUAUGGUACUGAAGAGAAGGAAGGAUUACGACGAUGCAUCAGAGGAGAAUGCCUGGAAACUUCUUGCCCAGGUUUCCCUGUCGUCGGAGAGGUUUGAAGAGGUGAUGGCCCAUAUCCUGGAAGCAGCCUGUAUAGCAGAGGCCGGAUCUGAUGGGACCACUGUCAACGAGGAGGAAUCCAGUCACGAGGCUCAUCCGGCCUAUGUUGCCUCCCGUUUACAUCAAGAUUGUAUGGUUCUGCAUUGAGGGACUAAUUUCGGCGUCAUUGAAGGGCUGCCCUCGUUUCACCGUUCCCUACUUUAGUGGUGGGUAUGCUGGUAAAGUGGUACCCAGAAUCUGUUCCGAACGAUGGUUGAAGUAGUUGUCCAUAAAUGUCCUGUGACUCUCUUAAGACUUUGCUCCCCUUAUCUUGUAACUAUAUCGUAAAAAGUUUGCUUGGCUGUUCAUCAUAAUCCUUUGCAGGAUCUGUUUGCAAUUGUUUGUAUACCUGUAAAGUGUUUUCCUGACGAACCCCACGAGACCUGGAAACAGGGCAUUAAACUACGAGGCCAACAACCAUCUGUGACAUUGAAUUGUUGAAUAUUAGAAAU